AUGAAGCAGUGUGAAUCGAUCAUUGAUUAUUUUGGUCGAGUAAUGAUGGUUGCAAACGACAUGAGGAAUUUUGGAGAAGAUGUGGAUGAUGUCAAAAUCAUUGAGAAGAUUUUGAGAACCCUCACUAAUAAGUGGAACUUUAUUGUUUGUUCCAUUGAGGAAGCCAAGGACAUAGAUCAACUAUUCGUGGAUGCCUUGCAAAGUUCUCUACUUGUUCAUGAGCAAAAAUUCAAAGUAAGUGGAAAAGAUGAACAUGCUUUGAAGGAAACUCAUGAAGAGAGUUAUGGUGGAAGAGGACAUAGAAGAGCUACUUUCCGAGGAGGUCAGGGACAAGGCAGAGACAAGGGUAGCCAACCGAGGAGUAAGGAAACAGUUCAGUGUUACAAGUGUCAUAAGCUUGAACACUUCAAGUACGAUUGCCAUGUAAAUUAUGUUGGUUUGAGGAAUCAUAAGAGAUAA
Messenger RNA from Lathyrus oleraceus (garden pea), 459 nucleotides. RefSeq lists its product as uncharacterized. The coding region runs from base 1 to 459 and encodes 152 amino acids. The transcript has a single exon. The record is from RefSeq and is a predicted model, not a curated record. NCBI's taxonomy places the organism in Eukaryota, Viridiplantae, Streptophyta, Magnoliopsida, Fabales, Fabaceae.